Molecule: messenger RNA, 1301 nt
Organism: Alosa sapidissima (American shad)
Lineage: Eukaryota; Metazoa; Chordata; Actinopteri; Clupeiformes; Clupeidae
Product: Fc receptor-like protein 2
Exons: 9
Coding region: 35-1132 (365 amino acids)
Biological process (GO): cell surface receptor signaling pathway
Molecular function (GO): transmembrane signaling receptor activity
Source: RefSeq, a predicted model, not a curated record
UUCAGGAAAAGGGAGAAGACACAGAGAGGACAACAUGGAACCACGUCAACUUUUUCUGCUGCUCCUCAUAAGUGCUGAAAUCAACUUUGGAUCUACACAAGGGGGACCUUCACUGAGUUCAAGCAGAGUGGCACCAGUAUUCACUGGAAACUCAGUUACCCUGAAAUGUGACAUGGACCAGUCUACUGGAUGGAGAUUCUACUGGUACAGAGACACACAGACCUCUUAUCCUGUAGCCCAGACUGAUGGAAACUCCUACAGCAUCAGCUCUGUUAAGGUCUCUGAUGGAGGACAGUACUGGUGCAGAGCAAGAUAUCUACGCGACUACACACAGUACAGCAAUGCAGUGUGGGUGAACAUCACAGGUCUGUCUCCUCCAUCUACUCUGAUUGUCAGUCCCAAUAGAAAUCAACAUUUUGAUUACAGUUCUCUCUCCCUGAGCUGUGAGGGGAGUGGGAAUGGAUGGAAUCUGAGAUCGUUCUCAGAUCAAACGCUGCGUGAGCUGUGUCCCACUGACUGGAGAUCAGAAAAAGGAUCCAGCUGCAGCAUCAACUCAGCAUCUCCAUCAGACAGUGGAGUGUACUGGUGUCAGUCUGAGUCUGGAGAGCAGAGUAAUCCUGUCAACAUCACAGUGCACAAUGGCAAUGUGAUCCUGGAGAGUCCUGUCCAUCCUGUGACUGAGGGAGAUCCUCUGUCUCUGCGCUGUAGAUAUCGCUACCAGCCAUCAAACAUCAGUGCUGACUUCUAUAAAGAUGGGACACUCCUGCAGACCUCCACCACAGGAGAGAUGACCAUCCCUGCAGUCUCAAAGUCACAUGAAGGCCUCUAUAAAUGCAGCAACCCAGAGAGAGGAGAGUCACCAGAGAGCUGGAUUCACAUAAAGGCAGGACCGGUUACAGACACAUCAAUGCAUGGUCAACAACUCCAGAACGCCUCUCAGAGUCCUGACAGGAGUCAGCCUGCAGAAAGCAAUGGAGCCCAGUCAAAAUAUAUGACAAUGGGUAGAGUUGUAGAUACUACACAUACCUAUGCAAACAUCAACCUAGAGAGUGUACCUCAGCAAUCAAAUGACAAACACAUAUAUGAAGUUAUGGCUCCUCAGCAGAAGCCCAGAGAAAUGAAGUCUGACUGACUGUGUGGAGAUCAUCAAACUAAAUGUGCUGUUGUAGCCUUUUGUUAAGUCGUCUUAGUAUGCUAAUAUAGCACUUAUGAAUGUGUCAAUUAUGUUCAGUUUACUAAAUUAAUAUUGGAACAUGCUAUUAAUGUUUUUAUAAUGUUUUUGGCACAAGGCAAAACCAUGU